AUGGAAGAUGAAUGGGAUAUGAUUGAUUCUCUCAACUCGUCAGAGAUGUCGAAACCUCGCGAUCAUCGACCUUCGUUGGAUUUUAAUCGUUUUCAAACCAUGCCCCAAUUCAAUAUUGACGAUGACAGCGAUCCAGUAUUUCUUGCCGAAGAAAAGGCAGUAUUAUGCGAGAGUCCAACAACGAGCAGUCAGGUGCUUGAUCUAGAUAUAAGAGAUCAGGAUUUUGAAUUCACAUUGGGCGAUAGUAAAUUGAUGAUGAAUGACACCACUGCCGAAGGUGACGACAACAGUAAAGUAGACAAUGAAGUUAUCAAUGACAAUCAAAAUGAUGAAUCAAUUAAAGAAAGCAUUCCGUUUCUUUCUUCCUUACCUAAAACACAUCAUCGCAUCCCUGUUGCUGCUACAAGAGAAUCGCUCGUGGACCAAAAUACAGUCUGGAAAAACUCAACAUCUGGCUCAUCCGUACCUUACAUGUCAAAUCUACCACAUCAAAACUCAGAGGACGAAGCAAAAGAGCAAGAAACAUCAUUCGAAGAGAAACAGCGCAGUAUGAGAGAAGCUUUGUUUCCUUCGAACCAGUUUCAAUUUAGCGCACCACCGCCAAGUGAUUUAACUGAUAGAUUCAAAAAGCUGCAAUCUGAUCUCAACACUUCAGACGAUGAACAGGCCAGGGCGUCAUCAUCAAGGCCUAUCAAGCAAGCCAAAAGAUCGCUUCCAAAAAGUAUAAAGCCCACAUUAUCCCUCCAUCAAUUACCUUCAUUUGCAGCACCGCCAAGCGAAAGAGCUGCGUUGACAACACAGCGGCCCAUUGUUAUUGAUAUACAACCUCAGCAACCACCACAAAAUGAGCCCAGAGAACAAAGCUCUCAAGAGAUGACUGAUACGGUGUCGAAAUGCAUGUCUUUUGCAGAUAAUGCGCGGGAUCACUUGGCAACAUUCUUGUACGAACUUGAAGCAUUGACGCCGAUUCAGCAGUGGAGCCAAUUGAAGAAGCUCAACCUAAGCAGGCAGAAUUUGUCCAGUUUGACCGAUUUAUCGAGUUGCUUCCCCGUGCUAGAAACGCUCCAAGUGACACAUAAUGAAUUAAAGACAUUAUCUGGAUUACCAUCCUCACUCAUUCAUUUAUACGCUUCACACAACAAGCUGUUGGAAGUCGACGUGUAUCAUUUGGACAAACUGCAGCACCUCGAUGUGUCCCAUAACCGUAUCAAUCACUUUGAAAGCUUGAAGGAACUGAAAUCAUUACGCGCACUCAACGCCAACCACAACUCUAUCACAUCUUGCAAAUCAUUCCAAGAUCUACCAGGUUUAGUGUCACUUUCGUUAAAAGCAAAUUGCAUUCGUCGACUUGUCAAUUUCGAAAAUACUCAUAGACACAAUCAGCUGGAGAGUUUGGAUGUUUCAUACAAUAGAAUCGAAUGUCUGGAUUCAAUAGAGUCGUUGGUUCAUUUGAGGGAGCUAAAUGCUGAUCACAACGAGUUGAAAUAUAUACAAUUGAAUCAACCCAUGGAGCGAUUGUGCAAAUUACAACUAAGUUUCAACAGAUUGAAGUCAUUUGACAUAUCACCCUUUCCUGAUAUCCGUGUCUUGUAUCUGGACGAUAAUCAGAUCCAACGCAUUAUCGGUGUAGCAUGUGUGUCAAGACUGGAUUCAUUUUCGUUGAGAGAUCAAGGCGGCCAUAAAACAGAAUUCAACCUGCAAUAUCUGCGUGGCACAAGAAAGCUCUAUCUAUCAGGAAGCCCUUGUCCAAACCUGAAUCGCAUGGUUGAUUUCUACUCAUUGGAAUACCUGGAAAUCUGCGCCGCAGAAUUAGAAGUAUUGCCGCCAGAGUUCGGAAAACAGGUGCCCAACCUUUCCACACUGUAUCUCAGCAUGAACAGACUCACAGAUAUACGACCGCUGCGAAAAUUGAAGUACCUAAAGCGAUUGGUCUUGAUUGACAACAGAUUGAUCAGCAUCAAUGAAGUGAUCAGCGUCGUGCAAAACCUCAGACAGCUCCAUUAUUUGGAUCUACGACAUAAUCCAAUCAGCUCCAAUAUAUACCCUCCCCUCGACGCAAACUUGAUUCAGCAUAUCAGCGACCACGAUAAAAUAUCACCCUAUGUUUUAACAGCUCUUGAUGAUCAAUGGGCUAUAAAUGACGCUGAAUUUUUGGAGACUCUAUCAGACCAUUGGAAGACACGGCGACAGGUCUACCGAGCCUUAUUUAUGCAGAAUUGUCCUAAAUUGAUAGAACUAGAUCACAUUGAAAUCGAUCCCAAUGAUCGUUCAGAGGGCGAUCUAGUUAUUGUGAACUUUAAGAGAUCUCAAGCUUCCAAUAGUAGCCAUCAUGGCUCACAACAUAGCCAAUGUUGA
Molecule: messenger RNA, 2355 nt
Organism: Mucor velutinosus
Lineage: Eukaryota; Fungi; Mucoromycota; Mucoromycetes; Mucorales; Mucoraceae
Exons: 7
Coding region: 1-2355 (784 amino acids)
Molecular function (GO): protein binding
Source: RefSeq, a predicted model, not a curated record